Molecule: messenger RNA, 955 nt
Organism: Hordeum vulgare subsp. vulgare (domesticated barley)
Lineage: Eukaryota; Viridiplantae; Streptophyta; Magnoliopsida; Poales; Poaceae
Product: alcohol dehydrogenase 1-like
Exons: 7
Coding region: 38-955 (305 amino acids)
Biological process (GO): formaldehyde catabolic process
Cellular component (GO): cytosol
Molecular function (GO): S-(hydroxymethyl)glutathione dehydrogenase [NAD(P)+] activity; zinc ion binding
Source: RefSeq, a predicted model, not a curated record
CGGUGCCGGCCCCCGUGAUGCUCAGGGGCAGACCCCCAUGUUCCCUCGGAUCUUCGGCCAUGAAGCUGGAGGCAUAGUGGAGAGUGUUGGAGAGGGCGUGACAGAUGUUGCCCCUGGUGACCACGUCCUCCCUGUGUUCACCGGGGAGUGCAAGGAAUGCCCACAUUGCAAGUCUGCGGAGAGCAACAUGUGUGAUCUUCUCAGGAUCAACACCGACAGAGGUGUGAUGAUCGGGGAUCGCAAGUCGCGCUUCUCUAUUGGCGGCAAGCCGAUUUACCAUUUCGUAGGGACUUCCACCUUCAGUCAGUACACUGUCAUGCAUGUCGGUUGUGUUGCCAAGAUCAACCCUGAGGCUCCCCUUGAUAAAGUCUGUGUUCUUAGCUGUGGUAUUUCCACUGGUCUUGGCGCGUCAAUUAAUGUUGCAAAACCACCAAAGGGUUCCACAGUGGCGAUAUUUGGGCUAGGGGUUGUUGGCCUUGCGGCUGCAGAAGAUGCAAGGAUUACAGGUGCAUCAAGGAUCACUUGUGUUGACCUGAACGCCAGCAGAUUUGAAGAAGCUAGGAAGUUUGGCUGCACGGAAUUUGUGAACCCGAAAGAUCACACCAAGCCAGUUCAGCAAGUGCUCGUUGACAUGACAAAUGGUGGAGUUGACCGCAGUGUUGAGUGCACUGGCAACGUCAAUGCUAUGAUACAAGCAUUUGAAUGUGUUCAUGAUGGCUGGGGUGUAGCUGUGCUGGUGGGUGUGCCACACAAGGACGCUGAAUUCAAGACCCACCCAAUGAACUUCCUGAAUGAGAGGACCCUGAAGGGCACCUUCUUCGGUAACUUCAAGCCGCGCACUGACGUGCCCAAUGUCGUGGAGAUGUACAUGAAGCUCUGCUGGAGAAGCUGCCCACCUACGACCGCGCGCGGACGACGGUGCUGGCCAUGCCGGAGGGGGAGCUCAAGGAGGUGA